UGCUUCGUUGUAACUAUUAGACGUGAAUUUGCCAAGUAUGUUUCCAGUAACGUGAACAAAAGAAAAAAGAAAAAACAAAAAAAAUGAAAAACCCAGACACAGACAUACAAAACAGACACAGAAGAUAUACCUAUAUAUAUACAUAUAUAUAGAGUAACAAUUUAGCGGAGAUAAGGUAAACGUAAGAAUUAAACGCAAGAUAUAUUAUUAUACGUAUAUCGAUCAACUAUCGAAGAAAGCUAUGACUAUCGUGGCCUGCGUCCGGGGGUCGAUGGUGAUGCUACGGAGGGGGUGGGUUUCCACAGGAACAGUAAGAAAUAGUAACGCGAGAUUCUAUAUGUAUAAAAAAAAAAAAGGAAAAAAAAAAAAUGAAACAAGAUUCACGCGUGAUGAAAGCACGCGUACACACCAAAAUCACAAACACGCGCAUACAUAUCUACCUACAUGCAUACAGGUACAUGUUGACAUCCACAUGCAUACGUAUACACAUACACACUAUCGAGCGAAAGUUUAUACUAUAUUCUUGUAAUAAAAUGCUGAAAACGUAGAAGGAAGUGGCGACAUCGAAACCCUAUUUUCUGUACACGUGAGACUACGUGAAUAAUCCCAUUGAUUCUCUGCUCCACAUCCUAUUUUUCGCGCGACCCUAUCAUCAGAUGCCGUAUUGUAACUGCAGGGUGUUACGGUUUGUCACGAGAUAAGCUUUGGGGUCAGAAACGGUGAUAUAAGUAGAGGAAAACUAGCUGAUAAGACCACUGUCUCAAGGGGGAAAUUUUGGACAGCAAUGGUGUACGUCAUGAUUAGGAGUGCUCAAUUAGUGUGUUUAUUUUAAGGAACUCGAGGGGAGCAAUAAGGGAAAGUGUAAGGGAUCUUAGGAUUAUAGUAGUAAAGCUACUAGCAGGUUAGACAUGUUUGGGGAAGGAUAUUGAUAGGGAUACUGGGAAGUUACAUUAGUAGAGUAUACUAGCUCUAGAACAUUGGACUGAUAUAGAGGGAUUAUGGUACUAUCUCACUUUACAAAUAAGAGCUAACGGACUGUUUCUACUGGCGCUAGUAUACUCUACUGUUUACUCUAUCAAUCUGACCUAGGCUCUACCAUCCACCUUUCGGUCAUCUACCACUUUCCAUGGGUCUCUAUAGUACAGAUAAACCCUGCGACCACAUGAUUCUUGCUAUUCCAUCACUAACAUUCAUUCGUGGAGUUUAUGGUAAGUUUACGAGUACAUACACGAAAGAAGAACAAGUAGGGGACAAUGUAGAUCCGCAAAAUUUCCCUGGAAGUACAUCCACUGAUCUAUAGGGUUCCCUAACUAAUGGUAGUAGCGACACGAACCAAAACUGUGGUACUUUCCACGAAGUUCAACUUGUCGUUUCUGUUGAUAAGUUAGAUAUCUGAAGUAAUGGAAGCAACCCUUGGUUGUCUCUUCUGCCACGAUCGAUCGAGUCAUCGGCAUCUUCACUUUGUCCUAACUCUUGAUUAAAGUUUCUACCCCCAUCGAAUUUCGGUUCUGUACCCAUAGAACCUUUAUGUUCCACCCGAAAACGUUAUCAGUGAUAAGAUUCAAAGAUGCGGCGGUAGAAGGUCCGUAGGAACUUAGGGGUUGGUACGAGCGCGAUUACGACCGCGAAAGGGCAGAGGAGGGUCGUAAGGUUGGCUGUAGCGAGAGGGGGUAUUGGUGGUGGCGGGUGUCAGCAAAGGGGAAUAAGUUUCAUUGAACCAGAAUUCGACGGUGCUGCCCGCGAACGGGUCUGCGGCAAGGGAGCCGAAAAGGGACAGCAAGGGGUAACGAGCGAGUGAGAGGGCGGCGAAACGACCACCGGGAGGGUGAGCUCUGAUCGUAGAGGGGCAACAGGGUGUAAGAGGGGGUAGUGAGAGGAACAGACACGGGGAUACGGAGGUGGCAUCGUGUCGCUGGCCUCUGCGGCAUAUCUGCAGGUUUCUGUGGCGUGUGCGUGACACGAUCGCGGGGAUUAAUAAUCAGCCGGAAGUUUUGUCUCGUUGGGAGAAAGGUGCCUCGGUCGAAAGCUGUGUAUCUGUUUCGCGUACCAGCUAUAUGUUCAACGCGACUGUGUGCCUGUGCGUGCGAUUGUUCUCGGGAUAGUUGAACGAGAAGAACGCUAUCCGGGGGGAUGAAAGUCUUCGAUGGAGCGACGCGGUCGCAGCAUCCUCGACGUUCGCGUUUCCUCGACGUACGACUGGUCGGCGAGAAGGGUGUCAGUGGUCGAUGCGAAAGCUUCUUAUCGUCGUCGGGUCUCGAGCGACGAGAUUGAUUGAUCGGGCCGAGAGGAUAAUAGAAAAGUACUCGUCGAUGCCAGUCGACGACCCCGCGGCUCAGGUGGGGGAUGUCCUCUCGCGAGAACGGGCAAACACACGUUCGCACGCCUGAGACUACACGCGUGGAUAGGAAGCUGACAAGUGCAUCGGUGCGGUUACUUUGCGUUGCUCCCACGUUUCUUACCCGUUCGCUUCGUUUCGCGAUAUCACGCGACCUGACCGCCUCCCCUGCGUAAUCUCGAGUGGUGUCCUCUCGUACGUGCUGUUCGUACUGAUCCACCAACGAGUAACAAGGUGACAAGCCGACUCCCACGGGCAGAAUAAACAAAUGAAAAAGGACGAACAUGAAAUAAUUGAAUCGUAAGAGGAAAGGAACACAACUCGUAGGAUGAACAAAGAAGACGGAUAAACCAGGAAGAGACAGACUCUUGCGUUUAACUUUUCAACGAGCCACUAAGCGUCGCCGCGGAUUGGUCGGCGAAGCGAGCGUACGGAUUUUUCGUCGCAUCCGCAGAUUCAUGCAAAUUAAUGGUGGAAGAGGAACGGGUCGACAAGUGGGCCAACGUGCACGGCCAGUGCACUUAAUCAGAAUGAAAUCUAAGAAGUCACGGGCAACAAUGGCUUUGUGAUGCACCAAGGAGCCUGGUCGGCGAAAUGAAAGUCCCCGAGAAACAAUGGAAGCGUCCACGCAAGCAUGACGGCUCCAUUCAGAUUCGCAGACGGCAUGCUUAGUGGCGGCCAAAGCAGACGCUCAAAUCUCUAAACGGCAGGGGAAGGAUCCAGAGGAACAAAUAACAGCUGCAGAAGAGAAACUGAAGCUGUGGCAUGUUAGGGCCAAAGCAGCACCCUCUGCGAGGGCGUAUCCUGUUAGCCCUCUUCUUUUUACUGGGCACGUUCGCCUUACUGUCACGAGCAGCCGCGUUUCCGGAUUGGACCGACUGCCCGGCAGUGUGUCGAUGCAAGUGGACUUCUGGCAAGAAGUCCGCUCUAUGUCCUGACGCUGGUUUAACGUCUCUACCGGCCUCGUUGGAUCCCGACAUGCAGGUGCUGGAUCUAUCUGGGAACAAGAUUCCCGCGUUGCAGGCAGAAGUCUUCAAGCGUUCCGGUUUGUUGAAUUUGCAAAGGGUGUUCCUGAGGAAUGCCGGUAUACACCAAAUCCAUUCAGAUUCCUUCAGGGACAUGAGAAUCUUGGUUGAGAUUGACUUAUCGGACAACCAUGUUAAGAGCCUGGAGCCGGGCACGUUCUUGGGCAACGAAAGACUGAGAAUCCUAAUUUUAAGCGGCAAUCCUCUCGGCAACCUGAGGAGCCACCAGUUCCCGAUUCUGCAGCAUUUGCGGAAUCUAGAGUUACAGAGGUGUUCGUUAUCCGAGAUCAACGGCGAGGCGUUCGUUCAUCUGACUGGACUCGAGUCGUUGAGGUUGGAUCAGAACAAGCUCGAAUAUCUGGAGGCGUCAGUGAUUUCCAGUUUGCCGCGUCUAAAGACUCUUACGUUGGACGGUAAUCAGUGGAGCUGCGAUUGUAGGCUUCGGGACUUUCGUAGUUGGUUGAUACCUGACGGACCCAGCAAAUUGUACUCCGUGCCUCAAGUGUGUUCAUUGCCGUUACGAUUGAACGGUCGCAAGUGGGAGGAUGUGAAACCCGUUGAGUUCGCUUGCGAGCCGAAAGUGUUUGUGCUGGCUAGCAGUAUCAAGGAGGAGACGAACGGCAAUCUAAGCUUGGCUUGUUUGGCUACGGGAGAUCCGGAACCGGAAGUCUGGUGGCAGUUGAACGGUGGCCCGGUGAACGCGACGAAAUUGACCGAGCAAACAUAUUCAGGAACUUACGUUGCGUACGCGACCUCGGACGCCGGCACAGUCUACAACGAAUGGUCUACAUCGGCGAGGAUAACGGACAGGUGGAAUAACCUGACGGUCUACAACGCAAGUGAUGGUGACGCUGGAGAAUAUUCUUGUUUCGCGAAGAACAUUGCCGGACUAGCCAGGGACACGGUCAGUGUGGCGAUACCGCGAGUGUACACAGCGCCCACGCUUUCCCAAAGCGAUAAUUGGUUGUUAUGGGUCAGUUUGGCAGGCGGUGGUGCCGCUGCCUUGUGCGCCUCAAUUUCCGCGGUAUUGUUAGCACUUUGCGUGUGCGGUGGGACUCGUCGACACAGUGCCCGCGAGAAGGUGAAACUGCAAGGUAGUACUAGCUUCGGUGACCAAGAAAAGAAGCUGCUCGAUCUUUCCGUGACUACCACGACUCCAGGAAAUAGCAACGAUCGAGGUAGUGGCCACGGUAGUUUGGUGGAGGCUUGCAGCACGGGUGAUUUGGAACUGGCGGAACGUGGCUCGAUCUGCGAUCCAAUGAGCGCAGCCACCGUCACUGUCGAGAGACUGCGUCCGGAAGUCACAAGUGGUUCCAUGAACGCUAUGAGGGCUGUUCCCUGCACCGCGAUGUUUCCGCCACCGCCUCCUGAAUUCACCAGUGGCGUUCUGCCAGCUGGAAUCUUCGGAAAUAUCUUUAUUUCUGUGUCGAUGCCGCAGGACUCUUCGGAUCGCUGUUAUCCCGACUUGCUAGAUAUCCCGGUUCACGGCACGAGCAGUGCAAUGAAUAAAACCACCUCAGCCUUACCAUCCGCAAGCAGCGUGUCCAGUUUCGCGACGCUACCGCGACGAGCAUUGCGAUCGAGCGACCUCUGUUCCCCUUACGACAAUAUGGGGCCCCGUGUGACCGCUAACGGGAGCUCCGCGUUCUCAUUGACGGACGUGGACCUACGAUUAUCACCUCCGCCGCCACCCCGAAUUAUUCAACCGCCCCACGAGUUCGUAUCCCUCUGAGACACGUCGAGUGCCUAGAGGGGGCCGGCUAGUCGGUUAUACUUGUUCAAAGCUCGUCCGUCGCUUUUCUUCCCUCAACGUUCAGUCGCGUCCUCCCUUAAACGGUGUCUUCUUCAUUAUUGUGUUCGUCGCCGACAGUAUUUCCACACGGUGUGUACCCCGCAUUUUAUACGGUGAGCCAUGGGCCUACCAGGUGAGACUACCAAGAAACUAUGCGUGAAAACUUGACUCUGAUCGUUCAUUUUUCUUUCUUCGUUUCUCAUCGUGGACAUUCUUGAGUUUCAUGGGCUGUGAUGUUUUUUUAGUUUCCAAGAACCUCGUACAGUGACCUCGAUGUAUCUUCGGUGUGAUAAAAUUGUUCUGAUAAUCGACGAGUCUUUCAGAGGCGUGAGGAUUAUGGUUGACAUUUUUGUAAUUCAUUUAUUUUCAAUCGUUAUCGUAGUUGUACAACAGCGAUCAUUCAAAGAUGAACGUAUACAUUUUUAAGAUGGUCAAACGUUAUUCACUUUUAUUUCUUUUUGAAUAAAGAGUGACAUUUUAAUGACGCAACAAAGCUACACGUUGAAAAGUUAAUUUAAUCCUGAAAAAAAAAAGAAACGGAACUUUCACGCGAUAUAAAUAAAUAAUAACUGCCAGGUUUGAAUGAAGAUGAAAUGAAAACGCAUUUUUACGACUGACCCAUUAAAUUUGCUCAGAACUUCGCUUCCAGGAAACGUUCGUUAUCGCCACUUGGUAAGCGAAUGGCUCAUAUUUUUAAUCAACAAAAUACCAUUCCUCGAGCGUACAUUUGAGUAAGGUUGUAUGCAUACAGGGACCUAGAAAGUUUGUAUCUCGUGCGUAUAUUAAAGACGUCCGACAGGUUAACGAAAGUAGUAUACACAGAAUAUUUGAUCGAAUCCAAUCCAGUUAUGUCUGUCCAGCCUAUUCGAUUAUAUAAGACAUGGAGUGUCGAAACUGCACGUUCCAAACUCUAUGAAAAUCAUUUUCGAAUCGCAAGUACGUUCAGUCAAAAUCAUCAUCGCAAGACAAACUCGUUCGUUUGCUCAAAACUUCGAGAAGGCAAAGUUUCAUCAAUCAUUCAUUUGUCAUUUAACCUUUCUUAUUAUACCAACGAUCACGAGUAUCAAAGGAUUAUAAUAUUGAUCUUUUGUUUGUCCAUUCAAUCCACAAAUCUCAUAGACAUUUUUCACAUUCGAACCCUUAUUCGCACUUCGUUCUAUCGCAUCAGAAGCCAUACGUUUGUUAACCCUCUUGCUAGAGCAAUGUUCUAUCAGAAGACUAAUACGCUAUAUGGGCACACCAGACGCCAGUCAUUUUUGCGGCUACGUACAACAGGUUUCCUUCCUGUACAAUUCAUUUCAUUUAUUCUUUUACCAUGCACGCAUGAAUACUUAACAGUAUUCACCACAGCAGCUGGCCACGGUUAUCCUUGGCACGCAGUGGGUGCUUAGCAAUGGGUGACUGUAGGUCGCUCUUAGGGUACAGUGGAUAUUAAGCAACGAAAGGGUUAAAUACUCAAACGACCAAUUUUCAUACCUUCUUUAUUUCCAAAGACUUUCACCCCAAUGUAAGUUCUCUUCAAGUUCUCUUGAUACAAUUCGCAUAGACGGAUGGACACGUACAGUUUCGAAGACGACCCCCCAUGUGUCUGUAUGUUCGCUUGUCUGCCUGGCUUGCAUGCUUGGUCGACGUACAAAAUGGCUGCUCGCAGAGAAAAGAAGCGUGUACGGUGACGAUGGUGAGUGCGUGCGUGACGGUUAGACCUUAAGUCUCUUCUAGUUGCCAACAUACACACCAAUGUGGGUGGUUUGUACAUAAAGAAACGAUGGAAAUGAAAAAGAAAAAAAUCGAGGUUCUUUCCGUGUGGCGGAAACAGAAACGAAGUAAAGUUACCGAGUUACCUUCCCCUCCCUAAUCAUUCUCGAGGUGUAUCACUAGUUUGUUACGUACUCUACGUGUGUACAUAUUUGUUAUCGCAGUACACGUAUUAAAAAUAGAGUGGCUGGCGUGUACAGCGUCGCCGCCCAUUAUGAACACUUUGUCAAUUAAUAAAACGAUUGAAUUUUACACA
Molecule: messenger RNA, 7163 nt
Organism: Osmia lignaria (orchard mason bee)
Lineage: Eukaryota; Metazoa; Arthropoda; Insecta; Hymenoptera; Megachilidae
Molecular function (GO): protein binding
Source: RefSeq, a predicted model, not a curated record